GCUCCACUGGCACAUUUUGUUGGAGAUGAUUGUCAGUCUUUAGCACCAAGCUCAGAACAGCAACAGGGGGUUCAGGGACUAUGCAUUCUGGGAAGACGGUCAAGUUCAUCGUGUAUGAGGUGCUGCAGUUUGCAGCUCUGAUCGUACCAGUCUUUGUGAUAAUGGAGAGGCUUGCCAGCCUCAUACGUGAUGUGAGAGGAUGGGAUCUAACGGCAUACUGGCUUGUGGUGGCGGUUUCUAUCGCCUACGUCACCUCCGUGACCCUGCUGGUGUGGGUCCCUCUCAAAUAUCUGAUCAUGAGGCAACGGAGGUUCAUCACAGAGAUCACACAGUGGAGACCGACAGCGCUGGCGUAUCUCAUCUUGUGUACACUACCAUGCUUUGCUAUUUUAAUCGCCAGCUCCAAGGUGCAGGUGGACGGAGGACUCAGGCUCGACCAUUUUGCUGAGUUGCCAGUUUCCUUGGUGCUUUUCUCCCUUAUCUGUGUGGAUAUUAUAGAGAGGAUUCGCCCCUGCAAGCUCACUGGAAAAACACACAGCCUGGAUCCCGACUUUGACAUGCCAGGCCCCACCCUCACCCACCUGGAACAGGUGACCACAGUAUCAGGCCAUCUGCGCACUGAUGAGGGCCAGAACGGCUUGACCCAAGGUCACCCAGAGGCCAGAAAUGGCAGUGCCUCAGGCAGAUGGCAGGAAACUUCUGGCUCACCCAGCCACUCGACUCCCAGCUCACGAGCACCCAGUGCAGCCUACCUGUACUCAUCAUCCUUGCGUCCUCGGUCCUACUCUGGGCCUCUAGGCUUCCUGUGGAGGAGGGAUGGGAGGUCAGAGGUGUUUGUGGAUAGUUUCCUGUUCUGGUUAGACACUGCUGAGAUGGUGAGAGUAGCAGGAGAGCCAUCUGUCUUCUACUCACCCUGGGUGUUCCCUGUCUAUAUUCUCGGCUUCCUGUCCACUUUACGUGUGGUCAUCACUCCUCACAACCCUUUAUUGUCUUUUGCAGGAUUUGCUCUACAGGACCUUCCUUUCUUUAUCAUUCGGGUCGCUCUCAUUGCUGUGUUUGGUUACGUGACACCCGUGUUAUACCUGCUGAAAAAUGCGCUGGUGAGCUUGACAUUUAUCUACUUUACAUUCCUCAGCAAGCUGAGAAUAUUCAAAAGGCACAGCAUGUUUUGAGGAGGAGUGGUACAUUCUGCUGUUAAUGAAAGGUUUGCUUUGAUUGUGGAUGCUUGAACAGUUGGUAUAUUUAUGUGUAGGGAGCUGCACCACAGUGCCUGUACUGGUGAUGAGGACCAGCAUGUUUUGAAUGGUAAUGUCUGCAAAUGAAUUGAAAGGCCAUUCAUUCAAAUCAAAAUGUAGAAAUGAUUCUGAAUUUAGAACAAAAAAGUGUGUAGGUUUGAGUGUACAAUAAGCCAGCUACUCUUGUUUUAGUGUGCGUAUUUGAAUCCAGAUGUAUUUAUUGAUACUUAAGUUUAUGUGUGUAUGCUACAGUUUUCUUUAUUUUUAUUUUUUUUUAUCUGGACCACAGUUGUUAACAUACUGCACUGAUUGAUGGAAAAGUAUUUGUUCAUUCGGCAUUUUGAAGCAUUUACAACAAAGUUAACUAUAUUAAAUAAAAGUCCUUUGUUUUAACAUUUUAAA
Molecule: messenger RNA, 1637 nt
Organism: Lates calcarifer (barramundi perch)
Lineage: Eukaryota; Metazoa; Chordata; Actinopteri; Centropomidae
Gene: tmem236
Product: transmembrane protein 236
Exons: 4
Coding region: 81-1172 (363 amino acids)
Source: RefSeq, a predicted model, not a curated record